AUGGUGAUACAGUCAUUGUACUGGCGUUCAAAACUGGGCGCCUCUUCUUCCGACUACCCAACCUUGCAAAAGGAAGAAAAACGAACGCGAAAGAGGACACGGUGUAGUGGUGCACGUGCUUUCAUUUUGCAACGAAAUGCGAUCAAAAACGAUUCCUCAAUUUCAGGUAUCUUGGUCAAGAUGGUGAUCCGACACCUUCAGUGGCUCUUGCAUGUGAGUGCCCCUCUUCACGGUGGCUCAGGGAGAGGAGGAAAAACCCAGGUAAGAUUGAUCAUCUAAGAAGAAACUUGAAGAAGAAUGCAAACUAAUUGUUUUUUUUUUCAGACAUGCGGGUCGGGAUAGUUAUGUCCCACCUCUUGCGGAAACGCUGCUGCGCGAGAAAGAGUCCGACAGCGACAAAGUGUCGCGGUCGCGGGAGCUGUCGCGGGCAUCGAACUCUCGACGUCUCCUCGCUACGUGUUCUCGUCGGGCAAAGGACCUGACAGCGAUGUUCGUCGGGAUGGUGAUUCGUCACCAUUAACAGUGCACAAAAGUGAGUUCUUCUUGGGUUCGGUAAUUAAAAAAAUGUGAAGAUCCACUUUCCAUUUGAAGACACGUGAAAAGUUUUUUCAGAUAUGAUGGUCGAGAUAGUGAUCUCACCGCACAAAGCUUCGUGAAGGCGGUGAAAGUUGUCCUCGAAGGAUGUGGACAGCUUUCGCGCAAUGUAAUCCAUCGUUCGGGAUACAACGAUGAGAAAUUAGCGAAGUGAGUCAAUCAGCAUUGAUCAUUGCUUUUUCUUCAAUUGGAAGACAAAACCGCGUGGAGGAGCUUCAAAAAACGGAAUACGUAAGCAUCUUUUCGCAAUCUUGCAGAUUGAAUUUGAUUUUUCAGGUAGAAGCGAAGGCUCAUAAUUAGAGCGCGCCGAGACUCUCGAAGAAUCUUCUUCAAUUGAAAAACAGCAUAGGGUGGAGGAAGGUGGAAAAACAGAUGCGGAGGACGUCGGGUAAACGAACUCAACCAGGGCCCAGAAGUCAAUAGUUUUUUCAGCACGCUAAUACAGCGCGCGUCGAAAGUAUAUGAAGUUUUCGAAUAUGGAAGUUCUAAACCUUGGAGAUGA
This is a messenger RNA of Caenorhabditis auriculariae, 1096 nucleotides long. NCBI's taxonomy places the organism in Eukaryota, Metazoa, Nematoda, Chromadorea, Rhabditida, Rhabditidae. The record is from the annotation of a GenBank genome assembly.